Messenger RNA from Meloidogyne enterolobii, 624 nucleotides. The record is from the annotation of a GenBank genome assembly. Lineage: Eukaryota; Metazoa; Nematoda; Chromadorea; Rhabditida; Meloidogynidae.
AUUUUAAAUAGUUUUUAUUUUUUAAUCUUUACUCUUUUUGGCAAGCAAAGUCAUUUAUUAUUUUCCACAUUCUCACGGUUUUUGCCCACAAAUCACCUCUUCUUUUUCUUUUCUCGUUUAAUAAAACAUUCUCACGUUUCAAAAAAACUUUCAAAAAAACUUUUAUUUUUUCCAGCAAUUUUCGAAUUUUUGGCCGUCGCCUUUGGCCUUGUCAGUAUUCGGGCAGUGGACAAUCAACAUUUCCUUUGCAUGGAUUCAAAGGGACAAUUGUAUGCUGCUUCAGAAAAUAAUUUCUCUGCUGAAUGUGCUUUUCUUGAGGAAAUGCAUCCUCAAGUCUACAAUUUAUAUUCUUCUUGUGCUCACGGAUAUCCUAAACGUCCCUGGUUUGUAGCCUUAAGCAGGACUGGAAAGCCCCGACGAGGUAAAAGCACCAGAAGGGGUCAAAGCUCAACACACUUUGUUUUGAUCGACGGAGGAGGGCGACAAGGGAAUCCCUUGGACACGCUCGGACAUGCUCGUAGCCGUGCUGAUUGGUUGAUUAACUGGAGGAAUUUUUAUGGUAACUUGGAGGGGGAGGGAGGGGAAUUAAGUAAAAAAAAUUUCAAAAAAAUUUCCAGAAAUUGA